AUGUGGAACACAACCCAGGGUGGCGAGAAUGGCACUGACCUGUGGUGGCCAUGGCUGCCCUGGCCGACCACAACUACAGUGCCGGUCGCCACGGUACCGCCACCAGCGCGUUCUAAUGAAGGCCGGAGGCUACAGAUCAUCAACCGAUGCAAGCGGCCAAUGAUAAUGCAUCCAACUGGUGGCAACAGUGAGAUCCCAUGUGGUUUGGGAUGUCCUGGCGGGAUGACUUGCAAUCCAUACAACAGGUUCUGCUACUUCGACUUGUUCGAACCAUCCGCAGGCUGGACGAUACAACCCGGAGCCACGGCGGAGUUCCACACUCCAAAUGUUGCUGUUCGCCAGGGCAACGGCGUGGUUGCAGACUGGAGCGGCAAACUGGAGUUCUACCCCAACUCCAGCAUGGACAUGGGGCCACCGGCAUCAGCUCUCUGCAACGGACAAAGCAAGUGCCCGACAUACCAGGGACUGAACGGAGUUGCCACGGCCGUCGAGUUCACCUUCGUUCCUCACGGUGCAGACUUCUAUGAUGUUUCGAUCAUUAACGGGUUCAACAUUGGCAUCGAGAUGAAGCCAGACGGAUCCUUCCAACCUGUCCACGCAGGUGCCAACGGCCGCGGAUACAACUGCGGAGCAGCUGGAGCUCUGACGCAAGCAGACAGGCGCUUGUCAGCUUGCUCGUGGGAGUUCUCCAAGCGCCUCCAGACACUGGGACAAGCUGACAUCAGCCCACUGCUAACGCAAGUCGAUGGGGGAUAUGGCUACUGCCGGACUCAUGCGGACUGCCAGGGGCAAGGCAUUGUAUGUGGGCAGGUUGCGAAAACGGUCUGGGAUUGGGUGGCGAGGGUGUUUCGUCCGACGACACAGAUUACCAUGGAGUGUGGCCAUCGGAUUGGUAUGUGGUCGGUCUACCAGCUUUGCGUCUGGAGUGGGAACACGUAUCGCAGCCCUGCCCCUUUCGAUGGACUGAUUGACUGCCCCAGCAUGCACUACAUGUUUGCCUGUGCUGGCCCUGAACCCUGGACAACAACCUGCUACAACGACGUACCUGCUGGUGAGGAGUGCUGCGGAUGUGCAAACUGGACAGCAGCACUGGGAAUUCCCGUGCCGGACGGUGGCAAAGGCUGCCAAGGAGCCAGUCAAACAUGGCAGGUGACCGCUCAGCCUUUCUACGAAAUUCUGAAGGCCGGCUGUCCGACGGCCUACACCUUUGCAUUCGAUGAUGAGACCAGCACAUUCACGUGCCAAACUGCCGAGAGCCAGGAAGAUGAUGCUGUUCCCAACGCGGCGGGCUACAACAUAACACUAUGCCCGACGGACCCGGACUUCGUAGAACUGGGUGGAGGAGUUGACCAGGUUUGCAGAGGCGAAGCUUGGUGGGACAACAACAACAUGUACUUCAUCCUCUUUUCUAGCCAGACUUUGAGUGAGUGCAAGAUGAGAUGCCGCGAGACAGAUGGCUGCAAGGGCAUUGAGUAUGGCCCCUUUGGGCGGUGCGAGGUUUGGACACGAAGUGCUGGCAUCCAGUCGACCAGAACUCUGGCAGGGUACACGUGCCUCCGAUACGUCCCGUACGAGUUCCAGCAGAUGGGAACGGGCAAAGAUGCAGCUUGUCGUGGGUUGACAGCCCGCGACAGUUCAGAACACGAUUACAGACUCUAUGUGAACGAGACGUUCAGCGGUUGCCAACGACGCUGCCGCAUUGCUUCGGAUGUCUGCCAGGGCAUCGACUUUGCCCUGGAUGGCAGGUGCGAGGUAUGGACUCACAGUGCAGGCAUCCGUGCGACGGUUCCGGUGAUAGGGCAUUCCUGCUACAUCUUUGCCCCAUCCGACUUCGAGAGCGUGGGUGGGGAGGAUCAGGCAUGCCGUGGACAGACAUGGUACGAUAAUUCGCCUUCGUACUACACCCAUGUUCGAGACCAGAACCUCGACUCUUGCAAGAGCCUCUGCAGAGGCAUGGGGACCAGGUGCAAAGGAAUCGAGUUCGGUCCUUUUGGAAGAUGCGAGUUAUGGACGCGUACGUCAGGAAUUCAAUCCAGCAUGGCUCUGGGUGGCUUUGCGUGUUAUCGGCAUGUGCCCCUAUGA
Molecule: messenger RNA, 2082 nt
Organism: Symbiodinium natans
Lineage: Eukaryota; Dinophyceae; Suessiales; Symbiodiniaceae
Source: the annotation of a GenBank genome assembly